Messenger RNA from Glarea lozoyensis ATCC 20868, 759 nucleotides. RefSeq lists its product as uncharacterized. The record is from RefSeq and is a predicted model, not a curated record. The coding region runs from base 1 to 759 and encodes 252 amino acids. NCBI's taxonomy places the organism in Eukaryota, Fungi, Ascomycota, Leotiomycetes, Helotiales, Helotiaceae. The transcript is spliced from 3 exons.
AUGUCACAAAGUCGUCGUCGAGCAAUGGAUAUGGACGCUCGAGCACCAGAGAAAGAGAGCGUGACGAUGCUUAUGUCAUGCGAAAAAGAAUUCCAGGCAAGCAACAAUACGUUCCUGUAUUGCUCAGAAGCCUGCCGCAUACAUGAUACCCAAUCCUCACAACCAUCCCCAUACUUCGCACCCUCCUCACCACCACCAUCGCCCUAUCCAAUGCCAUCCUCUUCAACCGAAGGCCCCGACAUAAUCCCCCGUUUCUCACCCACCCAAUCCCGACCACGCUCCUACUUCAACUCGGAUCCAUACCCCUCCUCAUCCUACCAAUCCCACCCAACCUACACGCCUUCACCCCCAUCCCAAGCCUCACAUACAUACAACCCCCCCUCUGCCCUCCACUCCCUCCGCAGUCUCGCAACCGCUCUCCCCCGCCACGAACCCGAAUCCCCACCCUCCUCCAUCUCCCGCACCUCGUCCGCAAUCUUCAACUACAUGCCCUUCACCACGUCGAAAACCACACAAACCGCAUACCAAACACCCGGGAACUCGUAUUCGGGGACCACAUAUACGGCUAGUCAGAGCUCGGGGAGGAGUAGAGAGGAUUUAUAUUCAUAUGGUCGUAGUUAUGGGACGUCGAAUGGUGUGGCGUAUGCGAAUGUAGGUGGGAUGGGAAUGGAUCGGCCGUUGCCGCCGAGAAAUCCGGGGCCGUAUGGUCAUAGACCGAGGAGUAUUGAUUUGGUUACACCGUAUGGUGGGGGGAGCUAG